AUGCGGGGACGGGAGGUGGGUGAAUGGGAACUGACUUCUCGGGGAAACACGUAUCGCUGCAACGACUUCCGCUGGUCGUGUUCGUGCCUCUUCGACAGCAGCUACAGCUUGCCGUGCCAGCAUCUGAUGUACAUUGCGCAGUAUGUGCAUAAGUUUGAGAAGCUGCCGGCCUCCAGCGUACCUCCACGAUGGAAU
Phytophthora sojae is the source of this 195-nucleotide messenger RNA. RefSeq lists its product as hypothetical. The record is from RefSeq and is a predicted model, not a curated record. Lineage: Eukaryota; Oomycota; Peronosporomycetes; Peronosporales; Peronosporaceae. The annotation marks the transcript as partial. The transcript has a single exon. Gene Ontology annotation, molecular function: zinc ion binding.